Pseudonaja textilis is the source of this 2876-nucleotide messenger RNA. The record is from RefSeq and is a predicted model, not a curated record. Lineage: Eukaryota; Metazoa; Chordata; Lepidosauria; Squamata; Elapidae.
AGGGCAAGUAGAGCGCAUGAGUGGACGGCCAUUUUGUGGCAGCUGAGAGAGUCGAAGCGGGAGGGAGGCGUUGCUGCUCCUGUCGUUGCCCGUUGGCCUCGCCCGCUUUUUUCCCUUUCGCUCCCUUUUUUCUUCGGUUGGAUCGGAUCGUUGCCGGUUUUUUUUUUUUCCAUUUCUCUUUUCUUCUCCCCCCUGCUCCUUCUCGGGCUGCUUCCCGCCCUUGCUCCUCCGCCUCUUCUCUCACACACCGACCACCCCCAACCGCAGCCAUUGCUGACCUCGCCAUGUCUGGUGGCGGCGUGAUCCGCGGCCCGGCCGGGAACAACGACUGCCGCAUCUACGUGGGCAACCUGCCGCCGGACAUCCGCACCAAGGACAUUGAGGACGUCUUUUACAAGUACGGAGCCAUUCGGGACAUCGAUCUCAAGAACCGCCGAGGGGGGCCGCCGUUCGCCUUCGUCGAGUUUGAGGACCCCAGGGAUGCAGAAGAUGCAGUGUACGGACGGGAUGGAUAUGAUUAUGAUGGGUACCGUCUACGGGUGGAGUUCCCUAGAAGUGGUCGUGGCACUGGCAGAGGAGGAGGAGGCGGUGGAGGUGGUGGGGCCCCAAGGGGCAGAUAUGGACCCCCAUCAAGGCGUUCUGAGUACAGAGUGAUAGUAUCAGGACUGCCUCCCAGUGGAAGCUGGCAGGAUUUAAAGGAUCACAUGCGUGAAGCAGGUGAUGUAUGUUAUGCUGAUGUUUUCCGAGAUGGAACUGGUGUCGUGGAGUUUGUUCGGAAGGAAGACAUGACCUACGCGGUGCGAAAACUGGAUAACACUAAGUUUAGAUCUCACGAGUUGUGUCUAUUUGAUAGGGAGAAACUGCCUACAUCCGUGUUAAAGUUGAUGGCCCAAGAAGUCCAAGUUAUGGAAGAUCUCGUUCCCGCAGCCGUAGUCGUAGCAGAAGCCGUAGCCGAAGCAACAGCAGAAGUCGCAGUUAUUCCCCAAGACGAAGCAGAGGAUCUCCACGCUACUCUCCCCGUCACAGCAGAUCACGUUCUCGUACAUAAACGAUCUUUAAUAGUGCUCCUUUUUGUAGAAUUUCUCCAUGUUGUAUGCAGUUUUCUUUUGCCCAUAAAUAGUCCAUUCUUUUAGGGGGAAAAAAAAAAGAACAGAACUGAAACUUUUACUGAAAAAAUUGGCUAAAGUGUUGAAUUGCAGUUUUGUAUGAUACCCCUAGUGAAUAUUUGUUCUUUAACAUCAACAUUCCCUUGCAUCUUUCAUAAAUUGUAUUUUAACAUGUCCUAGUCAGGGUUCUUUCUAGCUAGUUUGCUGCCCACUUUCUUCCAACUGUGAUAUUGCUGUAUUAAAAAUGUCUUUGUUCAGCUAUGGUUUAUACAAGCUUGGGGUGUUGGGGUUUAAAUUGUCUCUUUUGGGGGAGCUUACAUUUUUAUCUUGCCUUUUCAUGUGUCUUUCUGUAGACAUAUCUGAAGAGAUGGAUUAAGAAUGCUUUGGAUUAAAGGAUUAUGGAGCACAUGUCAAUCAUUUUAGGAUUGUCAAAAGGAGGAUUGAGGAGGAUCAGAUCAAAAAUGGAGGCAAUGGUAUGACUCCAAGUGCUAUUGUCACAGAUUAAAUUGGCAGUAUUGACCUUAUACAGAGAAUAGUGAAAUAGCACGCCUGUUCUCUAUUGUUCCACUCAUUUUUUAGUCAGCUGAUGUUUUCUGACUACCAUCAUGACAAUUGUGGCUUAGCUGGAUCCAAGCGGGGUGGGGAGGUGGGGCUAUACUGUGUCCAUUGAUUACAGGUGUUGCCCGUUUUUAUCCUUGUAACAUGCAGGUUUUUCAGACAUGGAAGUAUAAUCUCAAUACUGCUAAAAUCUGCAUGUCCUCUGUGUGACUGAUAGAGCAUUUUGCUGUUUCAUCUUAAAACGUAAUGGAAUGGAAGCAGUGGGGGGGCACACUGGGGAUUUCUUUCCAUCUUCCCCUGCAAGAUAAAUCAGAAACUGACUCUGAUAACUUCAGUUAAUCUUGUCACUUCUAGGCUGAGUAUAAUGAGCUUUUACUUAGGCCUGGGUAGUUCUAGCAGCAGGAUUUGGCAACUUCAUAACAUUUUUUUCAACCACAAAACCUGUAAUGCACAUAUAGUAAUUGAAAUGUUGAAAUUAUCAGUUAUCCAUUGUAAAUAUUAGAAUGUUUCUUCGAAAUGAUUAACACUGCUAAAAUUUGAACUUCACAAUACAAAAGUUUGUCUUGGGGAACUGAUAGUUAUCAAUGCCUGUUUUUAUUAUUCAGCGGCAGACAUAACUGAUCAUUCCCCAGAAUCCUAUUUUUCAUUACGGUAUCUAACUUUUUGCCUCCUCUUUUUUGGUUUUGCUGGUUAUAAAGGUUUGGAUUGGAGAGGGCUCACUGGAUCCCAAUCCUUGGAGCUGGAUCAUUGGAUUCAAAUCAUAAUGUGGAUAGGAUAGGGAGGAUCAAUUUCAAGGAUUCAUGGAGCGGGAUCAGAUUACCAGGAACAUAGGAGUGGAUUCCUGCCCCAACCAAACCGCACUCGUAUGGAGUUUUAUUCAACUCAAUUGGCUAUUCCAAAGAUUUUUUUUUUCCUAUUUUUGACGAUUGGAGCCCAUCCAUAAGAUGCACGAUGGAGUUUUCAUUUUUUUGUGUGUGUGUAAAAGGAGCAAAGCAAGGACCUGGAGAGGUACGCUGGAGCAUUCUCCUUGGAAGGAUUCAGCACAAGUAGAUGGUAAAUGUUAAAGGGGAAAAAAAGGGGGGGUUGUUUAUAAAUGUUAAACCAAUAAGUCAUUUACCUAAAUUUAACAACGCAAAGAAAUUGGAAUCUUUUAAGAUUGAGUAGGCUUUCAAUUGGCUAUUGCCUUUUUCUUUUUGACAAAUAAAAUUUUAU